Messenger RNA from Cryptotermes secundus, 429 nucleotides. Its product is annotated as cuticle protein 18.6-like. The record is from RefSeq and is a predicted model, not a curated record. The transcript is spliced from 3 exons. NCBI's taxonomy places the organism in Eukaryota, Metazoa, Arthropoda, Insecta, Blattodea, Kalotermitidae. Gene Ontology annotation, cellular component: extracellular matrix. Bases 1 to 429 code for a protein of 142 amino acids.
AUGGCAUAUUUCAAGAUGAUAGUAGUCGUUGCUUUAGUAGCCGCUGUAUGGCAAUACGCUAGCGCUGGAGGACAUCAUGGAGGUGGACAUGGCCAUGCCCAUUCGUUUGCCCACUUCCAUGGCCCAGUUGUGGGACCAGGAGAGCCAGUCCAUGUUGGCCAUGGUCACGGCCAUGGACACGCCAUCGACUAUGUUGCCCACCCUAAGUACGAUUAUGCGUACGGCGUCACCGACCACAAGACUGGAGACUCACACGGACAAAAGGAAUCCCGUGAUGGUCACAAGGUUGUGGGUGAGUACUCCCUGAAGGAGCCCGGCGGUAACAUCAGGACCGUCAAGUAUUUUGCCGAUAAGGACGGCUUCCACGCCCACGUCAUCAACAGCAAUGGCAAUGACCACUCCGGAGCUCAUCACGGACAAGGCUACUAA